UUCCCCUCCACUAUGUUAAGUCAGGUUAGUUUAUUGCUCCACAUUCUCUGUUUCUCUUGAGAAAGCCGGGGAAACACCCUAACCCAGUGGUCGUCAAACUGUGGGCCGCCGAGCACGAGGUGUAUUGCUACAUUUGGUUGUUCAAUUUGUGUACUGCCACGUGUACCGGUCAUUUGCAGAAGUUUUAAAUUGAAUAUCCCGGUACAUGUUCACCCUACACAUACCCUACGUUUAUUACAUGGUUAAAUUUGAAAUUUUCAACGGAAUUAUUGAGCCUUGAACCUUUCCUAUUUUUCUAUAUGGGCGCCAUUUGAAAAACUUUGCCAACCACUGGCCUAACGUAACCUUAGAUAAACAAAAUAAAAAAAAAGAGCCAGGAAAUUAGUAGAGGGGCAAUACCAGGAUACUACUCUGUACUGUUAAUUGUAUUUUGUGUAGGAUAUUUAAAGUCGAACUUGGCCAACUAUGUGCUGUAUAUAUAAAUCUGUAUUUAUUUUCGACCCAUAGUUGAUACGAGUCUAAUUGAUAGCAAAGUAAUACCAAAUGCAUUUCAUUAAUGUAUACUUUCUUUUUGCUGUUGUUAUGUAUAUAUUAAGCUGUAAGAUUAAAAAAAAUUGUGAUAUGAUGUCACAAACAUAAUCAUUCAGCUGUGACGGGAUUACUUGCAAUUUCAUCAGAAGUUGGAACCUGCUAAUAUCAUAUCUGGAUUACUCAUAAAAGUUCAAAGUUUAAAGGUCAUUAAUUCAUUGAUCCAUAACUGGAUAACUCAAACUUCUGGGGAAGUUCAAAGUUCAUAAAAUCAUUGACUUGUAACUGAAUUACUCCAAAUUCUGAGGAAGUUAAAAGUUUAAAGGUCACAAACUCGUUAACCUGUGACCGAAAUGAUGAUUCCAGCAGUGAUAAAAGUCUUCCUAUCUGACGAUCCAAACUCAGCUGUUGAUGCUCCGAUAACUCCUAACACAACUGCUCUGGAUGUCAUACAAUACUGUAGAGAACCCGGUGAAACAGCUUGCCAUCUGGCAGAGCUAUGGAGGGGGAAUGAAAGAGAAGUCAGUGAAGGUGAGAAACCAUACACCAUACUACAGCAAUGGGGAUCAUAUGCACCAGAGGUUCAGUUUUAUCUCCGUCAUGUUAGUGGGAGUGCUGGAAAUAUUAUCGAACGACAGAAUAGCUGGGCUGAUGAUCAAAAUGUCAUCCAAUCUCUUGCGAAUCGAACCGAUCUGUCCCUAACUGAGCUGAAGGAAAUGGCUCAAAGACAACAAAAACAAAUAGAGCAGCAGCAACAAAUGCUUGUAGGAAAAGAACAGAGGCUAAGGUUUCUACGGCAACAGGCACAACAACAACAAGCAAUGUUGGGCGAAAACGAUCGACUGAAACGACUCAGAGAGAAAGCUGAAGCCCAAGAAGCUAAGUUAAAGAAAAUUAGAGCAAUGAGAGGAAAAUUGGAUCAAAGAAGAUAUGACAACACAACUCUCUCUGCUGAACUAGAAGCAGUGAGAGCGUUGUUUGAAGAAAAACAAUCGGAAUUAUCAAAAGCCGUUUCUAAGGUAGACGAUCUAACAAGACAACUUGACGAUCUAAAGAACAGCAAAUUGGGGUCAGGAGGUCAAGAUAGUGGUCAACAGGUCACUAACACUGCAGUCGAUGGAAAUUACUCAUCCACAUCCGAGCUCGAAAAAUUACGGAAGGAAUUAUCAAUUUUAAAUCACAUGAAUGAAGAACAACAAAAACAACUCAAUGAAAAACGAAGCGUUUUGAAAAAACGGAACGAAGACGCUGGCGAUUUAGAUCGCAGAAUUGAAGACCUAACUGACAGAUUAAAAAAGAAACGUGCCGCUGCAGGUCUUCCCGACGACCAAUGGUCUGGGGGCGAUAAAAACAAAGCGCAAUCGUACAAAGUACCGCCAGGAAAAAUGCACACGAUUGUGGCCGCAGUCGAACCGGUAAAACAAAGCCCGCAAAAUGUACAAGAGGAUUAUGACAUGAUGCAUAUGAAGCACAGGCAAGGGAGUUACCAGGGAUAUGGUCAGGAACAAGUUAACAACAACAAUAGUCAAGGGAUGUUACAACAAGCUGGCCAACCCUAUCGUGGUCAAAUUGAUAAUUCGAACAGGCAAACGCCCCCUUAUAUGCCAAGACAAAACACGUAUGGCGCUCCUAGUGGAAAUAAACUUCCCCAAAAACAGCAGUUAACAAAAUCGAAUAGCAGCGAUAACUUGCAAGGACAGGGUGAUGGUUUUGCAGCUAACCGUGCGAUGUUCGAAAAAGCCCAACCGGGCAACAAACCGCCCCCUAUUUCUGCUGGAAAUCGGGCACAGUCUGCGAUGGCACAGCUAUUCCCAACUCCACCUCCGAAAGCUGAAUCUCUCACUGCCAAAGUGAGACCAAUGUUCGCAAAAGGAGCCCAGCAACAGCAAGGCUACGGAUCUCCUACCGCAACAAACGCAGCUUCUAGCCCUGGAAUAAAUCUCUUCGCUUAUACUCAACCACCUGCCGUCACAACCCCUUCGUUUCUGCCUUCGAAUGUUACCGUACUUCCAAGUGGAAAUAUCCGAUACACUCAACCCCCUGCUGGUCACCCUCCACCCCCAUACCCAAGCGGGUCUCGUGCUGUUUAUGGGGACUCUAAUUCCCCUGAACGACAUGUACCAAUUGAUAUAGAAGCACUUCGAAGAAAAUUUGCACACGCACCUCGCCCGCUUAAAAAGAGAAGUUCAAUUACGGAGCCAGAGCGACCUCAAGGGCCUGCGAUCCCAAAAUUCAUUUAUGAGCAAAUUUAUAAACAAGCUGACACGCCCUUUUACCGCCCAAGUGGAGAUGACACGCCUGCUGUUCCUGUACCUCCCAUACCAGACACCCCUCCACCAGCCUAUGUGGCACCAGCGAAGCCCCCACUUCCACCCAUACCGGCCCCAGAGCAGCAACUACCAGAUGCAAUUAGUUAUGAGCAUAACGUGUCUCCUGCAGCGUAUCGCAAACAGCAACAAAAUUUACGUAAAAUUGCGGCGGCUGUCAAUCAAAUGAAAUCAGGGCAAGAAAUCAGUCAAAUCCCCACCCCUGAAGUACAAGAAGACCAAUCACGUGUCAGAGAUGAUUACGAUGACCACUCCCCACAACAUUCAAAUGACUUUGAAACUAGUUCAGAUAUAUCUUCUUCCACCCUUCCAUCAAUAGUCGUACCACAACUUCCUUACGCCCCCGUCCCGACGAAAAGCAAUCUCAAAACGAGAGCAAGUAUUCCGAAGGGUCUACGGAUCCGUUUCGACCCCCUUGCUCUUCUGCUCGAUGCCUCUCUUGAAGGGGAAUUUGAUUUAGUUCAGGAUAUUAUCGACCAGGUUCCAGACCCUAGUGGGGCCAAUGAUGAAGGGAUUACUGCUCUACACAACGCUGUUUGCGCUGGACAUACGGACCUUGUUCGAUUUCUUGUACAUUAUGGGAGUGACAUAAAUGCAGCUGAUACUGAUGGCUGGACACCUCUGCAUUGCGCUGCCUCUUGUAACAACUUGAGUAUGGCAAAGUUUCUCGUAGAAAAUGGGGCUUGUAUCUUCGCAACUACGAUAAGUGAUGGUGAAACCGCAGCUGAUAAAUGUGAAGAAUUGGAUGAAGGAUAUCUGCCAUGCUUUGAUUAUUUAUCAGGAAUACAGGAAAAGUUUGGAAUUGUGAACAAAGGACAAGUCUUUGCUUUGUAUGAUUACGAGGGAGAGGCAGAAGAUGAACUUUCUUAUAAAGAUGGCGACAUCAUGACUAUCAUACGACGAGGAGAUGACAGUGAGCUGGAAUGGUGGUGGGCAAGAAAGCAAGAUAAAGAAGGAUAUAUCGCUAGAAAUCUACUUGGAAUGUGGCCAAGGAUAAAGCCUAGAGAUGACCGAGAUUGAGAUGGACAUUGAAACGAAACUUUCAAAUUUU
Messenger RNA from Styela clava, 3906 nucleotides. Lineage: Eukaryota; Metazoa; Chordata; Ascidiacea; Stolidobranchia; Styelidae. The record is from RefSeq and is a predicted model, not a curated record.